GGAUGAUCCUACUUAUUGUACUUUGCUGACAUUCAUGAAAGGCAACCUUGAGGAAAAGAUGACUUGUCUGAACGAAAUAGUGUACAGAAUGAACGUUAGUCAGAAUCUCACUGAAUCCAGCUAAUACCCGAAUGUAACUAUAAAGUGCUUUUCAAAGCAUUUAUCUGGACCAUAGUAUAGAAAGGGUCGACAUAGUCUGAUAGUUAUAUAAAACGUUGAUUUCUUGAUUUUAAGCAGCCGUGAUUAUUUGGACAAUAAGAGAAUUUGAACACAAUGGCAGAAUCAGGGACAAAUAUCGAACUGAAAACUACCAACAAAAACGGUAACCUAAAGCCAGAAGACGAGCACAUUCCAAAAAUCAACGAUCCACUUCUCUCAAAUCCAGAAUGCGUUCUUCAACUCACAGACGACCAGGAAAACACUUAUGCUCAAAGAAUUGAGGCAUUGCAGAACAAAUGGGGAGAUUUUUUAAUGAACAAUGCAAAAUCUUUAUGGAGGAUUAUUUAUAUCAUAUUAAUACUUUUAUAUAGUGUGUAUUUUGGAUUUGCAAUUUGGUUUAGUCCGAAAGGAGCAACAUUUCUUAUUGUAGUCACUCUUUUAGUUGUAACUUCCUGGACGUAUUCCGUCAUCAGUGAUUUAUAUGGGAAAAGGAUUAGCAAGAGUUUGAAAGAUUUAACCCAACCAUGUUCGAAAAUUUCAAACAAGAAAUGGAGAUACAUUAAUUGGAUUAUCUAUGGCACAUUAUUCAUUGGUGUCGUCCUUUUUCUUGUGUUCGACACUGGACGAAAUCCUGAACAGCUGACAUCAUUUGGGGGCCUCAUGUUCUUUAUAUUUGCAUUAUAUAUCACGUCUACACGACCAGCUAAGGUGCGCGCGCGACCAGUAGUAUGGGGAUUGAUCCUUCAAUUUCUUCUCGGGCUUUUCAUACUGAGAUGGUCUGUCGGUUAUACUGUAUUUAAGUUCCUAGGGGAUCAGGUCCAGCUGUUCCUGAAUUACGCAGAUGAGGGUUCUAAGUUCGUAUUUGGGGAUCCUGGCUAUUUGAUGCACGUGGUAGCAUUUAAGAUACUUCCAGUUGUUGUUUUCUUUAGUUCCUUCAUCUCCAUUCUCUACUAUGUUGGCCUCAUGCAGAUGGUCAUCCGCAAAAUUGCCUUCCUGAUGCAAAUAACUAUGGGUACAACGGCGAUAGAGUCAUUAAGCGCUGCAGCAAACAUAUUUCUUGGACAGGUGGAGACCGCAGUGAUGCUGAAGCCGUUCAUAGGGAAACUUACAAGGUCAGAACUGCACGCAGUCAUGACAGGGGGCUUCGCAACCAUUGCUGGCACGGUGGUGGCCGCCUAUAUAGAAUUCGGUGCCCCCGCGGAACACAUCCUUUCUGCCGCCAUUAUGAGCGCCCCAGCCGCCCUAGCCAUAUCCAAACUUGGUUACCCAGAGACUGAAGACUCUCUCUUCCGUCGCCAGGAUGAUAUUCAAUUAGAUAAAGGGCCAGAAACCAAUAUUAUUGAAGCUGCAAGCAAUGGUGCGAUGAAUUCAAUCAAGCUCUGUGCAGGAGUUGUCGUGAACCUAAUAGCGUUUAUAUCCCUCCUAGCGUUCAUUAAUGCCUGUAUGGGAUACCUUGGUGGUAGAGUCGGAUACCCAGAGUUAGACUUUCAAACAAUAUGUUCGUAUCUGUUUGUUCCAUUAACACUGAUAAUGGGAGUACCCUGGGUCGAUGCAAGAAAAGUCGCCCGAUUGAUAGGAACAAAGAUCUUCCUGAAUGAGUUCUUGGCGUAUGCGGCUCUUGGGCCUAUGAUUGAUGGAGGUGAACUACAGGAGAGAUCUGCAGUGAUAGCGACUUAUGCCUUGUGUGGCUUUGGAAGUGUGGCCGCCCUUGGUAUCAACCUCGCUGCACUCGCAUUGCAGGCUCCAGAGAGAAAAGGGGUGAUUGCAAAGAAUAUGAUUCGAGCCAUGAUCUCUGGCAACAUAGCUUGUUUCAUGACCGCUUGUAUUGCAGGUAUAUUGUAUCAGGGACAAUCAUUCACCGACUUGUCUGUUGCUAACACCACAAGUACCUCAACUACCGUGAUGACUGUACAUUGAGUCCAAAACGAGGCAAUCAUGACGACGUUCUCCUAGAAAAUAAUGUAAAAUAACAAUACAAAAUACAAUGUAGGCUUACUUCAUACACGUGGACGCUCAAAUGGAAAGCAAUACUGUUUAGCACGAGUUGUACCUAAAUGAUGGAAUAGACUAGAACCACAAUACACACAUCUAUGCUAUGUAUUGAAAUGCUAUGAGUCUUUAUUUAUUUAACAUAUGACUAUUAUCACACAUUCUUUUUUUAACACGUCGUGCAACCGGAAGU
This is a messenger RNA of Owenia fusiformis, 2341 nucleotides long. The record is from the annotation of a GenBank genome assembly. Lineage: Eukaryota; Metazoa; Annelida; Polychaeta; Sabellida; Oweniidae.